Geodia barretti is the source of this 945-nucleotide messenger RNA. The record is from the annotation of a GenBank genome assembly. NCBI's taxonomy places the organism in Eukaryota, Metazoa, Porifera, Demospongiae, Tetractinellida, Geodiidae.
AUGGCAGACCAGCAACGUAUCCUGACCGGAAUGCGUCCCACCGGACAGCUGCACCUGGGGCACUACCUGGGCGCCCUGGAAAACUGGAUACAAAUGCAGCACGAGUACGAGUGUUUCUUUCUGAUCGCUGAUUACCAGGCGAUGGGAGACCACCUGGACGACAUCGGAUUGAUCCAACGCUCGGUGCUGGAGGUAGCCACCGACUGGCUGGCGGUGGGCCUGGAUCCGGAGAAGUCGUCGUUUGUGAUCCAGAGCUACGUGCCGGAACACGCCGAGCUGACCAUGUUUUUCUCCAUGCUGAUCCCGUUGAAUCAACACCAGCGGAACCCGACCCUGCGGGCGGAAACCGCGCAGCUUGAGUCGGAAAGCCAGUCCAUCACCCUGGGGUUUUUCAACUACCCCAUCAGCCAGGCCGCCGACAUACUGCUGCCCAAGGCGCACCUGGUGCCGGUGGGCGAAGACCAGGUGGCCCACAUCGAGUACACCCGGGAUGUGGCCCGACGGUUCAAUCGCCUCUACGGAGAGGUCUUCCCGGUCCCGCGCGCCCGGGUGGGCCGCGUUCCCCGGUUGGUCGGAACCGAUGGCCAGGCAAAGAUGAGCAAGAGCCUGAACAACGCCAAUCCCCGGAUGCGAGCGACGGAUCCGGGAGUGGUGGAAUACAACCCGGCGUUCCUGUACCACGACGCGUUCAACGACAAUACCGACGAGGUUGCGGAGCUCAAAGAACGGUACUCCGCGGGCACGGUGGGCGACAUGGAGGUGAAGGACCGUUUAGUCGACGCCAUCAACCGGUUCCUGGAGCCGAUCCGCGAACGGCGGUCAUGGUACGAGGAUCACCCGGACUUCGUGCGGGACGUAUUGAAGGCCGGGACUGAACGCGAAAGGGCGAUAGCACGGCAGACGAUUGAGGACGUUCGACAGGCGAUGCAGGUGGUUUACACCUGA